AUGUCACAGCAUUCACCCCUGAGUGGGAAGAGGUCUCUAAGGAGGAAACCUCCAGCUGAAAUGGAGCCAUUGAACCAACCUGUGCCUGCUAACAACUCAACAUUCCCAUAUACGACAAGGUCGACUCAACAACCGUUUCAACCAGAGGUGGAUCCUCACUUCAAACGCAGACCAUCGCAAGAUUACUCUCCAUCUAAUCAGCAGAGAUACGAGUUCUUGAACUACGAUACUUCAAUAGCUCCGGAUUACUCCCAUGCCGAUCAGUCGUAUGAAGACACAUUUGCAUCCCUUGACUCACCCAAGCCAAAGGGUCCCCGUCAAAUUUGGGAGUACAAUGAGCAUGAAUACCGUGAAGCAAGUCCAACUCCUCUUGGGAACAAUCGUGACUUGGAUCACAGACAUGCCACUCGUGACAGAUCACCAAUUCAUAUCGAUCGAACCAAACCCAAGGAACGCGCAUUUCAGGAGAUGUCAAGGUCUAACUCAAUCCCUAGUGUGGCAACACCAUACCCUACUAAACCAGUAGAAGAAGAAAUUUUUGAUGAGGAAUUUGCAUUUACUGUUUCUCCUCCCGACACAAAGAGAACAAAUGAAACUGACAGAAUACCCCUGUUGGUACAAAGAAGACUGAUGCCGGCUCUUCCAGUUUCCACUCUUGCACAUUCUACAAACUACAACAACUUAGCCAGCAUCGGGCAUGACGCACGAAACCUUAAUGCACCUGAAUUUGAUGAAAAUGAAUUUAUAGAAUCUCAAGGAAGUAGUUCACGGUGGAAUUCUAUCCGAUCACAUGAUUCCUAUUAUGCAGUCACUGAUAACCCAUUUUUUGAUGAAGAGGAGCUAGAAAUGAGAACAGAAUCUCCCACAUCUGACUACUUUGAUUAUUCCAUUUUGCCGGACAUUCCAACGGGGAAAGAUGCAUCCUUUCUUGAACCUACUAUACCCCCUCAUACUCAUAUACCCAUACCAGGAAUACCCCUGAUUCCAAGAGCAACUCCAUACAAGAAGUUACCAGUAAUACCGUUGGAUCUACCCGAAUUACCAUUCAGCUCCUCAUUGUUGCUUCUGCAACAUUUCCAAAUAUGUGAAAACAUAUGGUCACUCUCCCUGAUUUUCCAAUGGUGUUUGGAGUUGAGACUGUGGCUGCGAGAUCAAACUAUUUCUAAGCGUGAACUUAAGAAGGCAUUGAUUAGAUUGUUUGCGUUUCAUAGAAGCGACUUUGCACUUGAUGUGAUAACACGGAAUGCAAAUAUAGUAUUGACUAGUCUUGUUGACUCAGGCGCCAUUGUUCUUGUAGAUGGUAAAGGAUCGGAAGAAGAAAAGAAAGGAAUAACAAUGGCCUCAGACGUGUAUGUUAAUGGUGUACUACCUGAUUUCACUCAAUGCUAUUCUGUUUUCCCUCAUGCUGAAGAUGACGAGACCUCUUAUCAGUGUUAUUCGCUGUCAUGCUAUCUGAAUGAAGUAAGAAAGUACGAAGCCCGAAGAAGAACAACCAAUAUCAAGGAUAUUGUAUUGGAGAAUGAUUGGGCCACGCAUUGGCAUUUAUCGGCUGAAGACUUGCGAGGAAUAGAGCAGGGCUUAAUCAAACGUCAAUCCUAUGUGUUUGACUUGCUUAGAUAUGAGCAAACAUUUAUCCAAAGAGCUAAAUGUUUUAUCGAAAUUGUUGUACCGGAAUUCGUACCUCAUAUGCGUGAAUUAUUCAAGCCUGAGAUUACUAAAAAGUUUGAACAGGAUGUCGUUGAACCAGGUCGGAAAAUUCUUGAGAUUCAUCAAACCCAGUUGUUUGAGCCCUUGUUGAGAAUUCUUAUUGCCGAGGGAAAAUUUAUUAGAGAUUUAGUUUCAAUUUCAAAUAUUUACAAUGAUUGGGCUAUAGAAGUACGACCCUUUUUGAUGCAGUACAUGAGCUGUAUGCCAUUGAUUGAAGAAUUGUUGAGCACGCCAUCUUUGAAAACAUGGGUUGAUAACCAUAUCGGGAAUUUGAAACGUGUUAAAGAAUUGAAAGUGAAUGUUGCCAUUUUGUUUAUCAGUACCUUCAAUUCUAGGUAUCAACUGCUUCCACUACAAUUGUUGGAUAUCCGCAAGAAAUAUGACGAACUGGAUGAAGAAUAUCAUGCCUUGACAAAGGCAAGCGAGACAAUAAAGAAGUUGGGACUGAAGAUUAAUGAAUCAAAAAGAAUGGCAGACAAUGUACACACCAUAGGUAUGAUUAAGAAUCAAUUAGUGUGGAAGAAUAAUUUACAACCAACGAAUUUGAAUUUGGGAUCUACUAAUCGAAAAUUCAUUUGUCGAGGAGAUAUGACCAGGAAAGGUGAGAUGAAGAUCACUACAUGGAUAAACCAUAUAAUACUUCUUGACAACUACAUGAUAAUUACGGACCGAGUUAAGAAUUCAAAGGCACGCGGGUAUAGUUACAGAAUUAUUGAGGAUCCUAUUCCUGUUGAAUUCUUAAUUGUGGAAGAGAAAGCCAUGACUGGGGUAACAACAAACACUUUACCCUUACCUCGAAAUGGAACGAACCAACUACCUACACCACCACCAACCACCACCACCACAUCAAAUACAUUAGAUAGUUUGGGAGAUGAUGAUGACUCGGCCACAUUUGCACUUAAGAUACGAUUUGCAGGUAGACAGAAGCAUACAUAUACAUUUUCUUGUAAAUCAGAACGUGAACGUGGAGAGUGGAUUAGAUUCUUAUCUGAGACGAAGCUGGCAUUAGGCAAGAGAUUGAAGCCAUCAGAACCUUUUGAUAUGAAACUUGUAUCCAAUACAUGUUUUGGAUAUGAGUUCCCUAAUAGAAUUACCAAGUUGCAAAUUUGUGCACCAUAUGACCCUAUUUAUGAGAUAAGUCAAGAUUCAUUAAGAAAGCUUACUCAAUUGGGUUACAAAUCUGAUUUAUACAGCUUCCCUAAUUCUAGAAAUCAUGUCGUGUUUAGCAGGGUUAAUUAUCUUUGUUCAUUUACAUAUAAAGGCGGGAGAUACCAUUUUAUUGGAUUGGCUACUGGGUUAUAUUGUUGCGAAGCCAAGAACAGGUGGAAAAAGAUACUCAAUGGGGCGGAUUUCACCAAGAUACACGUUGAUGUUGUAGCUGGAAUUGUUAUUGUGCUUGGUGAUAAACAUUUGAAGUAUUUCUUGCUUCUGCAAUUGCUUUUGGUUUAUACUGAAAAAAAGUCAGAAGUUACAAGUAUUCCAGUAUCGAAAGAGCCGGUAUUAUUCUUUUCUGUUGGCCGACACAAAAAUAUCACAAUGUUGUUUUACGCAAAAAGGAAGAGCAAUGGCACGACACAUUUCAAAGUUCUAAUUCCCGAGACCGACAAUCAUGGAGUAUUUAGUCGAUUCAAAGAAGAAAGAAAGUUUUAUAUCCAAGCUGAAUGUUAUGGAAUUUCAAUUUUCAAUUCUUCGUUUGCAGUGCACACAAAUAAAGGGUUUGAAAUUUUAGAGUUGGAUAAAUUAAUUCCUCGCUCAGUGCCCGACUUACCCCUCCCAGAUGUUGAAAAUAAGAAAAAGAUUGACCAGUUUCAAAGAAGAACUAGUAACUCUUCAAAUGUGGCGGUUGAAAUAAUACGGAAGCUAGUGUCAUCGUCAAACAUGAAGCCGCUUGGAAUGUUUAAGUUGAAUAAUAACACAGAGUUCCUUUUGGUUUACAAUGAGUUUGCAAUCUUCAUAAACAAGCACGGGAAAUUAUCACGAUUAUCUGUUCUUCGAUUUGAAUUCAAAGCAAGGUCAAUCCAGUUUGCCAAUAAUCAUUUAUGUAUUAUUUGCGAAGAAGUUAUUGAAAUUUGGUCGAUCAGUGAUUUCGUUAAGGGUACUAAUAAGUUGAUGCAGGUAAUCACUGGUAAGGAUAUUAGAUCCAUUUCUGAUGAUCAAAUUGCGAUUGCUAUGGCAAACCCCAUGGUUCUUGGAUUACAAUUGGUAUUUCAAUUGAUACUGAAAGCAGGGGAGUGA
Spathaspora passalidarum NRRL Y-27907 is the source of this 3942-nucleotide messenger RNA. It is a transcript of the gene TUS1, whose product is annotated as Rho family guanine nucleotide exchange factor. Lineage: Eukaryota; Fungi; Ascomycota; Pichiomycetes; Serinales; Debaryomycetaceae. The transcript is spliced from 3 exons. The coding region runs from base 1 to 3942 and encodes 1313 amino acids. Gene Ontology annotation, molecular function: guanyl-nucleotide exchange factor activity. The record is from RefSeq and is a predicted model, not a curated record.